GUGUUUAAACGGCAAAGAAUGGAGGGAGCGUUUCUUAAUGACUCUGUCCCACUCUUCAUUGGUGAAGAUGGGCAAUAUGUCGAUGUGCAAUCUGUCAUCGAUGCUGCAGUAAGCCAGGGCAUCUACUUUCAGUAUUACGAGGCAUCAAAUGAGGACUGUGAAUUUUUUACAUUCGUUGGUGGAAAGAAAAAGAGAAAGUGCAGCCCUUACACCUCUCGAACCAAGAGAACUUCAACCAAAAAA
Messenger RNA from Pelobates cultripes (western spadefoot toad), 243 nucleotides. NCBI's taxonomy places the organism in Eukaryota, Metazoa, Chordata, Amphibia, Anura, Pelobatidae. The record is from the annotation of a GenBank genome assembly.